GUUAUCACUGACUUGAAGAUGUUGUGCAGCUGUCUUCCAGUUCAGCCUGCAGUAUUCAAAUAUUUGAAAGAUGUCUUUGAAAUGCAAGCAGGGCAUCCACUCAGAAUACAGCCAGUUUGCACUGCUUCCCUGUACUUGGUACAAGAGACUUGCAGAGAGCAUAGCAGCAUGAGAGCUGCGAUAGACUGCCUCAUAUAUGUGGAAUGAAGAGCAGAAACGUGCUUUAAUUAUCCUUGGAGGGAGAAAUGGGUGUGUGUGAUACUUAAUCUCCAUUUGGCUGGAGAGAAUGGAGCGGGACAUUUAAAUGCACUAUGUGAAUGCCUGCAGGAUGUGGGAUUGUUUUUCUGUGGUUUGCUUACAUAAACAAACGAGGUGCCGGAACUAUUUUUUUAUGCAGAUCCACAGUGUGAGAUCUGGCACUGGAGAACCCACACAGUUCCAUGGAUUCAUGAAGUUCAAAAUGGAAAGGCUGGUAUUUGCUGGAGGUGAUGCUUUCUUCACUUUGAACCAAGCAAUGCUUUCACCCACAUCACUGGAUCCUUGAAUGCCAGACAGUUCCAAAACAAAACUUGUUUUAGUCAAUGUUUAAGAGGGUAGCACUUAGAGUUUUAGCAGUACUUUGUCUUCAGUUUCAGUUGUACAUUCAGGUGAGUAUGAAGUUAAGGUGGAGUUCUGCUACCUGUGUCCACACUGAAUGGUAUAUCUGGAAAAUACUUCUGGUAGUUGUGGAAUGUUUUCUUGAUGGAGAGGUGUAGUCUGUGCUGGUCAGGGCCAUUUUCCUGAGUAUAGAUGCUUGCAUGUGUCAGCAGCUGCUGUGCAGCAUGCUAGGUCCUGAAUUGAAGAAUAGGAUUUUUGUUGGUUUGGGGUUUCUUUACAGAACGUGUGCUUUUGGUUCCUUGGUUUCACUUCCAGUGCUCACUGAUUCUUACACACAUUACUGCUGCUGGAUUGUUAACAGUCUGAUGUGGAAUCCAUGAACUCUUGGUCAGAACCAGCCAUUUUAAUAUCCUUGGGGUGCAGUUCAGUACUGGAGAGUGAACUUUUCUGUGUAGACUGGGGAUUUUUGAUACGAACUGAGCUCUUCCAGCAGGAAAUUAUUUCACAGGAGCACAACCUCAGUAGGUUUCAUCAUGGAACACCUGCCACUAAUUUGAUACUUAAGAAAAAGCAAAUUGUUUGCAGGAAGGCCUGUCUUGAUGCACUGAGAGAGGGAAAAGGAGUAAAUUUAUAUGGAGUACCAUAUAUAUAUGUUUGUGAUACUGUGUAAUUCCUGCAGGUGGUGAAGGUGAGGCACUGUGAAAAACUGUACAUCUUGUACAGUAUGGCAGUAGCUGUGCUCAUGUAGUUACAGCUGUUGCCUGAAGGCCUCUUCCAAUAAAUCCUUUAGCCUUCCACAAGAGGAAGUGCUUUGUGCUCAACAGGCCAAAGCCUGCUCCUCAGAUUCCCUCCCAUUCAGUGGAUGUAAAUUGUUCUCAGAGACGGCCCUGGCAAAGGCAGAGGUAGGUUGUGGGGUGCUGUCUUGUUGGUAACCCAAAGGAUGGAUGUGAUGGUGAUAUAGUGUAAUGCCAUUUUAUUUUUUUAACUUCUCCUUGGCUUCCUGUUGGGCUGGCUGGCUGUGCUCUUUAUUGCAGAUCUCCCACUUCAGGGAUGUUUCAGUAACACAAGGUCGCUCUUGAAUAACAACCAUUCAAACUUCAACAGUCUGCCAUGAUUUAAUACCGUGGUGAACCUCUCCAGCUCAUGUACAAGGGAAAGAGCAAGGUCUGGAUCUCUUGCUGGGAAAGGUUUUGAAGAGUAGGCUGGAAAAGAAAAUCCUUUGGAAGUUGUCAUCCUCUAGGACAGAAAUGGGGCAGAUGAAUGCCAUAAAGGGGAGAGUGUAAACUGAACUUCUUCCUGGAGAGAGAGCAGACCUGGAGUUUGUUUUUCUGUGGAUUGUAUGUAGUGUUUGACCCUCUGUGGGGGAAGCAUCCAGAAGAGUCAGUGCUGCAUGCUUUUGUUCUUGCAGCCAUGAUAGCAGCAGGAAUUGGUGGAUAAUUGUUUUCAUUAAAAACAGUGGGAGAAGCCAGCCUUGCUGAUCAGCCGUGGGGGACAGGGGCUGGGUGCCUCCUUCCCCUGAAACCUACCCCUGAAAUGUUACAUGAGCCAAGCAGUAGCUAAUUGCAGCGUUUAUAAUGACAUUAACCUUUAAUCACAUAGUCCAUUAGUGGACUAAGAGUACUAAAAAAGUAACAAAACCCCCACCAAACCCUGUCACGGUGUCCUGUGCAAUUACAUUUUGCCACCCCCAGGACUUCAGGCUGAUGGCAGAAACUUCAGACGUGCUCAUGGUAAAAGAUACUGUGUCAGAAACUUGUUCCCCUAGACCUUCUCUCUCUUGACAGCUGCCCUCCAGGUCAAGGGAGGAUUUUCUUAGUGCUGAGUGAAAGGUAGCUUUAAAGGUCAGAUUAUCCAUCAGUCUUGUGGGAGCUGCUGAGGUGUCUGCCUUUUUUACAUACCUGUAAAUCUGGCCCUGAUUCUGUAAAUAAUGAGGUUCUAUUUAAAGUGCAUUAUGUCAGACCAGUUGCAGUGGCAACAAACCUUUUAAUGAAAAAGAAUAAAGCAAGAGAACUUUUUAACAAUAAAUGUCUUCCUACACUUAGCACAUUAGGGUGCAUAAUCACCCCUCUGCAUGGUUUUCAGCAUAAUAUGUGUGGUAUGGAGGAACUGGCAAGCUACUUGGCAUUUGUAGAGCAUCAAACAGUAGAUGACUAAGUCAGUCAGUGCAUCUAAAUAAUUAUAUAUAAGAAAUACUUGUGAAAAUUAACCCCUCCAUCUUAUAGAAAUAACCAUGGCAAUCUGUGUGGAGAUAGCAGCUAUUACUGCCCACAUACAGAUUGGUUUUGUUUCCCUACCUAACCCCGAGGUAAACAGAGUAACUGGCACAGAAUAUGAAGUGUUUUCUAUACUACUUAAUGCCUUUCAGUGGAUUCUGCUAACACAGUUGCACUGGCUAGUUACUCCUGCUAAACUGUAAAAUAGCUCAGGAGGGAACCAUUUAAGAAUUCCUUGAGAGCAAGCCAGAUGCAUAAUGCCUGCAUACAUAAAACAUAUUUUAAAAGGAAAAAGUUAAAGCUCAGUGGGAAUUGUUGGUGAUCUGCCUUCCUAAGAUGAAGUUUAUGUUAUUCCUUUAUCAAAUAAUUUUAAGGCAAGCAACUCCUCAGGAUGAGGAGAGAGAAAAAAAUAGGUCUGCAGUAACAACAAAAUACCUGUGUGGUUUUAUUUUUAGUCUGUGAGGAAAAUCAUACAGGAGACAAUACCAGAUUCUUGCAUUUGUUCUCCUAGGUCUAUGGUAGUUGAUCAUCCAGAUCUAAUUUAACCUGUAUGUUUUCUCCAAGCUUCCUAGAGGAAUUUUUGGGUUUUAAGGCCCAUGUGUCUACCCUAAGUGUACCUGUGUUCCGCUGGUACCUGCUUGCGCUUCAGCUCUUCUCACAGAGCAAUGCGGAGCUGGUGUGAGACGUGAGUGCAGUGUGGCUGUGAGCCCGCUCUACAGGCUGUGUGUUCACCAGCACUGCCACUUGGUCAUUUCCAGCAUGGCUUAUGCUGUGUUUCAACCUCCCAGUGAUUGUGUCACUGGAUCUUUGCGUGCCCUGCUGCCAGCGGAGAUGGCGCACAUGGAUUCGUCUGGUUUCAUCUAUCCAUGGCCUCCUGCCCUCCUGCGUGCUGCAUUUAUCUACCAGAGCAUUAUAAUCCUCCUCUUUUCACCCAGACGCUUGGCAAUUAAGACACGAUCUGCCCUACUUAAGAGCUAUCCUGUCCUGCCCUGGGGCUGGCUGUGGGCGUAGCAAUCCACUCCACAUACCCAGCAGUGAGUCGCUGGAUCGGUGCUGUGGCCAUUCUCCAGGACAAGACCUGUCAAGUAAAACAGUUGAGGUGGAAGCUAGGAGCUUACCAAUGGAGCUGAGUGAGAAGGCAGGUGUGGAGAAUAAUGGAUUUGUCCAACAUGAGGCUUUUGAGGGCAAGGAGACAGACAGCAUUAGCCAAGAAGAAGCGCCAAAAACAUGCAGCGUUGAUGUGGACCCAGUCGCUGUGGAGGAGACAGUGUUGAAGCCUUAUGCUGGGAUGCCAAAGGAAGUCUUGCUGCAGUUCUCCAGCCAAGCCCGCUACAGAGUCACCAGGGAGAUCCUCUUCUGGCUCAUAAUUGCUGGUUCCAUUGCGCUUGUGUGUGCUACGAUUGCCAUCAUCGCUCUCUCUCCAAAGUGCCUGGACUGGUGGCAGGCUGGUCCUAUUUAUCAGAUCUAUCCUCGUUCCUUCAAGGACAGCAACAAGGAUGGCAAUGGGGAUCUGAAAGGUAUCCAAGAAAAACUGGACCAUAUUACAUAUUUGAAUAUAAAAACCGUCUGGAUCACCUCUUUCUUUAAGUCCCCUUUAAAGGACCUUGGAUAUGGAGCCGAAGACUUUUAUGACAUUGAUCCCAUGUUUGGAUCAAUGAGUGAUUUUGAGAAUCUGAUUGCAGCCAUACAUGACAAAGGGCUAAAGGUGAUAAUGGAUUUAAUACCAAACCACACAAGCGACAAACACCAGUGGUUUCAGCUGAGCCGCAAUCGGACUGGGAAGUACACGGAUUACUACAUCUGGCAGGACUGCAUGCAGGCUGCUGGCUCAGUCAUCCCUCCCAACAACUGGGUGAGUGUCUUUGGGAAUUCCAGCUGGCACUUUGACGACGUCAGACAGCAAUGUUAUUUCCAUCAGUUUGGGAAGGAACAGCCAGACUUAAAUUUUCGCAACCCUGCUGUCCAACAAGAAAUCCAUGAUAUUAUAAAAUUUUGGCUUGGCAAAGGAGUUGAUGGAUUAAGUUUCGGCACUGUUAAAUUUCUCUUAGAAGCAAAACAUCUCCGAGAUGAGCCUCUAGUGAACAAGUCUCAGAAUGUGGAGAGUAUCACAGACUAUUCCCAGCUCUACCAUGACUACACCACCACACAAGUUGGUUUGCAUGACAUCAUCCGCAGCUUCCGUCACACCAUGAAUGAAUACAGCAGAGAGCCUGGCAGAUACAGAUUUAUGGGUUCUGAUGAUAAUGAAAAGGAUGACAUUGAAGCAACAAUGAUGUAUUAUGGAACGACUUUUAUCCAGGAAGCAGAUUUUCCCUUCAAUUUCAACCUAAUUAACCUGAAGAAUCUAUCGGGCAACAGUAUUUUUGAAGCCGUCGACUCAUGGAUGAAAAACAUGCCUGAAGGGAAAUGGCCAAACUGGGCAGUUGGAAGCCCUAAUGCUGCUCGGAUUUCAUCUCGGAUUGGGAAGGAGUACAUCAAUGUCAUGAACAUGCUGCUUUUAACCCUCCUUGGUACUCCUGUAACUUACUAUGGUGAAGAAAUAGGCAUGGAGAACAUUGCAUCAGAAGAUGCAACCCUCCCAGAGAAAUCCCCCAUGCAAUGGGAUGGAGAAGUUAAUGCUGGUUUUACUGACGGCAACAGCAGCUGGUUACCUGUUAACUCUGACUACCAAAGUGUAAAUGUACAAAUCCAGAGCACCCAGUCCAACUCCACCCUGAGUUUGUACAGAGCGCUGACCUUGCUGCGGAACAGUGAGCUGCCCAUGAACCGAGGGUGGAUGUGCUACAUCUGGAGUGACAGUAACGUGUUUGUGUAUGUGAGGGAGCUGGAUGGGUUAGACAAAGUCUUCAUGAUGGUGCUCAACUUCGGCCAGGAGUCAACAACAGACCUGCAGGCCAUAGUUCCUAACCUUCCCUCUGAAGCUGUAGUAAGACUCAGUACUCAUUUUAGGAAUGCUGGUAAAGUGGUCAAUACCAAACUAAUUACAACUGAAAUGGGAGAAGGCCUGGUCCUUGAAUAUAAAACAGCAAAGCCUGUUCAUACAAUGGAAGCUUUUCAAGGGAAGUGUUUUGUGGCAGAAAAAGCUUGUUAUUCCAAGGCCCUCAAUUUACUCUAUAUGAACUGUUAAGUU
Molecule: messenger RNA, 5940 nt
Organism: Catharus ustulatus (Swainson's thrush)
Lineage: Eukaryota; Metazoa; Chordata; Aves; Passeriformes; Turdidae
Gene: SLC3A1
Product: solute carrier family 3 member 1
Exons: 12
Coding region: 3931-5937 (668 amino acids)
Biological process (GO): carbohydrate metabolic process; amino acid transport
Source: RefSeq, a predicted model, not a curated record